CAAAACAUUAGCCGCUCAAUUAUGUAGCUCCGAAUCUGUAGCCCUAUUGUCCGAUUAAUUUCGUUUUCUCUAGCGCUGCUUCUUCAUCUUCUCCUCCUUCACCUCCCCAAAGUAUCCGAAACCAAUCCCCAAACCGCCGCCGUCCGAUUAUUGUCAUCUUAAUUACUAUUAUUAUUUUGUAACAAUGGCCACUGUCAUGCAAAAGAUCAAAGACAUCGAAGAUGAGAUGGCAAGGACUCAAAAGAACAAAGCAACAGCUCAUCAUCUGGGCUUGCUCAAGGCCAAACUUGCAAAGCUACGAAGAGAACUCCUUACACCUUCAUCAAAAGGAGGAGGUGGUGCAGGUGCAGGUGAAGGUUUUGAUGUUACCAAAAGUGGAGAUGCAAGAGUUGGUCUAGUAGGUUUUCCUUCUGUGGGGAAAUCUACGCUUCUUAACAAGUUGACAGGAACAUUUUCAGAGGUUGCUUCCUAUGAAUUUACUACAUUGACUUGUAUCCCGGGUGUGAUCAUGUAUAGAGGGGCUAAAAUCCAGUUGUUGGAUCUUCCGGGUAUUAUCGAGGGUGCUAAAGAUGGCAAGGGUAGAGGGAGACAGGUUAUCAGCACUGCCAGGACAUGUAAUUGUAUAUUAAUUGUUCUUGAUGCAAUAAAACCAAUAACUCACAAGCGUCUUAUCGAGAAAGAGCUUGAAGGCUUUGGUAUAAGGUUGAACAAGGAACCACCUAAUUUGACAUUCAGAAAGAAGGACAAGGGUGGUAUUAAUUUCACCUCCACUGUUACUAAUACUCACCUGGACCUUGACACUGUAAAGGCAAUAUGUAGUGAAUACCGAAUUCACAAUGCUGAUAUCACUCUAAGGUAUGAUGCAACUGCUGAUGAUCUAAUAGAUGUCAUUGAAGGCAGUAGGAUAUAUAUGCCUUGCAUCUAUGUGGUGAACAAGAUUGAUCAGAUUACACUUGAAGAGCUGGAAAUAUUGGAUAAACUUCCUCAUUACUGCCCAAUCAGUGCUCACCUGGAGUGGAACCUCGAUGGUCUCCUGGAUAAGAUAUGGGAGUAUCUUAAUUUAACUCGCAUAUACACAAAACCAAAAGGGAUGAACCCAGACUAUGAAGAUCCUGUUAUCCUGUCAUCGAAGAGAAGGACAGUUGAGGACUUCUGCACUCGAAUUCAUAAAGACAUGCUUAAACAAUUUAAGUAUGCACUUGUAUGGGGAUCAAGCGUAAAACACAAGCCUCAAAGAGUUGGCAAGGAUCAUGAACUUGAGGAUGAAGAUGUUGUUCAGAUUAUCAAGAAAGUGUGAUUUGAGGAUAUUGGAAUUUAUGCCUUCUUGUUUUAGGAAUCCCAUGAAUCAUAUUGCUCAACAUUGUAAGCUGCUGCCAUUUAGGUUGUGGAGCUGGAAAUUAGGUGAAAAACGUGACAGCUUGAAUGUGUAAUUAAAAGCCAUUUUGUUGUCAAGCUCUUGUGAUCUGAUUAUCUCGUUCCCCUUUUGCUUUGUUGCGAUACACUACUAAAAUACUAUAGAACUAGUUGGAAAUUUUCAUCUUUUCUAAGUUAUGAGAGAAAUGGCAUUAGUCACUAUAAUAA
Molecule: messenger RNA, 1581 nt
Organism: Gossypium arboreum
Lineage: Eukaryota; Viridiplantae; Streptophyta; Magnoliopsida; Malvales; Malvaceae
Product: developmentally-regulated G-protein 3
Exons: 10
Coding region: 185-1297 (370 amino acids)
Biological process (GO): cytoplasmic translation
Cellular component (GO): cytoplasm
Molecular function (GO): GTPase activity; GTP binding
Source: RefSeq, a predicted model, not a curated record